CUCUCCUUCGCUAGCUAGCCAGCUGCUGCUGGGAAGUAGCGUCAACAAAUCCAGGAUAGUUGUCAAAAUGAGUUAUGCGGAGAAGCAGGAGGAGAUAACGAGGGAGGAGUGGAUGGAUAAACUCAACAAUGUCCAUAUACAGAGAGCGGAUAUGAACAGGCUCAUUAUGAACUACCUUGUUACAGAGGGCUUCAAGGAGGCGGCGGAGAAGUUCAAGAUGGAGUCCGGAAUAGAGCCCAGCGUGGACCUGGACUCCCUCGACGAGAGGAUUAAGAUCAGAGAGAAGAUCCUGAAGGGGCAGAUCCAGGAUGCCAUCGCGCUGAUCAACAGCCUGCACCCAGAGCUGCUGGACACCAACCGUUACCUCUACUUCCACCUGCAGCAGCAGCAUCUGAUCGAGCUGAUCCGUUUGAGGGAGACCGAAGCCGCCCUGGAAUUCGCCCAGUCGCAGUUAGCGGAGCAGGGCGAGGAGAGCCGAGAGUGUCUGACCGAGAUGGAGAGGACGCUGGCGCUGCUGGCGUUCGACAACCCGGAGGACUCUCCUUUUGGAGAUCUGCUCAAUAUGCUGCAGAGGCAAAAGAUCUGGAGCGAAGUGAAUCAGUGCGUGCUGGACUAUGAAAACAGGGAGUCGACGCCGAAGCUGGCCAAGCUCCUGAAGCUGCUGCUGUGGGCUCAAAAUGAACUCGACCAAAAGAAAGUGAAGUAUCCCAAAAUGACGGACCUCAGCAAGGGAACCAUCGAAGACCCCAAAUAAUAACGUGGUCGCGAAAAGAAAGAAAGAACGGACACGUUUUCCUUUAUCCAUUUAUACCCCCGACAAACGGAGCACAGCCUUUCUUCUUCUUUUUGGUAAGGGUUGCUUUUUGAUACUUUAAUAACUUUAGAACGUGCAAACUGGAUCGAUGGCAUUUUAAAAAAUUAGAAAAAAACGACUUCUCACACUAAAGUAACACACAGACCAUUCUUGAAUUGGUAUUAUUAUUUACAUAUUUUCUUAUGUAAACUUAUAUUUUAGUUCCACUAGUUUUUUCUUGUUCUUCUUUUUUUUCCUGUCUGUUGGCAGGGAAAGUCGUCGGCAUCGGAGGGUGCGAUUAAAGCCUAAAUUAGGCCGUCGCUUUCUUUGUGCGACCAGUUUGAUGUUCGGCGGGGAAACGACACACAAACUUUUUAGCGUACAUCCAAACAAUACACAUUUCAGAUAGUAGUGUUUUAUUUUAUUUUGUACAGCUCGUACCCUCUUGUCAAGAUACUUUGAGAUCUUUCAAAGUACCGGGACCUUGAAAGUUGAGUUGGGCUUGAGAGACGUGAUGAGAAGACGUGAUGAGAAGACGCACGCAUCGACGGGAACCAGGAGAAAAACCGUCACGCUCUACGAAGAUUCCUGGAAGGCUCAAAGAAACCGGCAGCUGAGAGGCCGCCUCGGUUUCAUCCGCUGCACGAUGUCACAGGCGGCGUUUGGAGAUGUGAACGUAUGGAGCCGCUUUGCAGACGGGUUAUUGACGCGUGUGGAUAAGAAGCGCUUUCGCUCAAUUUGAUGUGCUUUGUUCUUUUUGCUCUGAUAUUAUUUUGCAAUAAAAGUGACAUUUUAAACUACGCAGGUCAUAAAGGA
Molecule: messenger RNA, 1609 nt
Organism: Pseudoliparis swirei
Lineage: Eukaryota; Metazoa; Chordata; Actinopteri; Perciformes; Liparidae
Product: glucose-induced degradation protein 8-B homolog
Exons: 5
Coding region: 68-754 (228 amino acids)
Biological process (GO): proteasome-mediated ubiquitin-dependent protein catabolic process; positive regulation of canonical Wnt signaling pathway
Cellular component (GO): nucleus; cytoplasm
Molecular function (GO): protein binding
Source: RefSeq, a predicted model, not a curated record